AUGUCAUUUUUUGAUGAUUCGGUAUCAGUUGAAUCCAGGGUGGAUAAAUUUGAUGAAGAGAUCGAAGAAAAGGAAUUUGAAAUUUUUGAUAAAGAAAAAAAUAAUAAUGAAAAAAAAAUAUCGCAAAAAUAUAUCAUUAUAAAUGAUGAAGAAGAAUCAACUACUAUAAUAAAUAGAAAUUUCAAUACAAACAAAAAAACAAUAAAUAUAAAAGGUGAGUACCAUUCUUUUAAACUUCCGAAAUUUUUAGAGGUAUACCCUGAUAUUGAAAAGAAAAAAAAAAUAGAUAUACAAAACAAUGAACAAAAUGGAUUAUCAAUUGAAAAGGAAACAUAUGAUAUAUCCCAAGUAGGUCCAAAUAAAAGUGCUGUUAUAUCAUGGACCUUUGAUGAAAAUUUAUAUACACAAAUAAAAGAGAAAGAAAAUAUUAAUAAAAGUGAAAACAAUAAUCAAGAAUGCUUAACAGAUGAUAGUGAAUUAAAUAUAUCCGAUUUAGACGAAUUUUAUGAAAAAUAUAAUGUAGAUAAUAGUGAAAUUAUAAGUGUUUCAAGUAAUGAUGAAAAUGACAAAGAAAAUAUUUUAUUAAAUAAUCUAGAAUUUUUAGAAACUAACUCAUUUAUUGUAGAAUAUAAAGAUGGAAAGAAAAUUCUUUUUGUUGAUAAUAAUCCGUAUAUUUUAGAAGAAGAUAAUGAUUUAAAUUAUUUAAUUGAGUGUACAGAUGAAAAUGUUUUAUUGAUACAUGGAAAAAUUGGAAAAAAAUUAUUUAUUAAAACAAUUUCAAAGGAAGAACAAAUUCCCCCACAAAAAUUUAAUACCCCUGAAGAAAAUAUAUAUUAUUCACUUAACGAAAAUACAUAA
Molecule: messenger RNA, 858 nt
Organism: Plasmodium vinckei vinckei
Lineage: Eukaryota; Apicomplexa; Aconoidasida; Haemosporida; Plasmodiidae
Product: conserved Plasmodium protein, unknown function
Exons: 1
Coding region: 1-858 (285 amino acids)
Source: RefSeq, a predicted model, not a curated record